AUGCCCUUCUCUUCCUACAUUAACCACGCAAGGCGUGGAACCUGGGUUCAAUCUGUGCUUCCAUCGUCUUCAAACCCCAAAUCCAAGCUUCAACCUAGAAAGGCACGCAGGCGAGCCGCUGUCAAAGAUUUCUUCCUUGCUAAUUUCUUCACGAUUGGCCUUAUUUCUUGCCUCCUUUUCUUUAUAUUCGUUCUCAUUCGAUCAAUAUUGGCUAACCGCGGGAACUAUUCCCAUUUGGCUGCUAGUGUCGACAUCACGACCAAAGACUUGUAUGAUAAGAUUGAAUUUCUGGAUGUGGAUGGUGGGGCUUGGAAGCAAGGUUGGAAAGUAUCCUAUACAGGGAACGAGUGGGAUUCCGAAAAAUUGAAGGUUUUCGUGGUACCCCAUUCCCACAAUGAUCCCGGUUGGAAGCUGACUGUGGAGGAGUACUAUGAACUGAAAUCUCGUCAUAUACUUGAUACCAUUGUGGAAACACUUUCAAAGGAUAAUCGUCGCAAGUUCAUUUGGGAAGAAAUGUCUUACUUAGAGAGAUGGUUUAGGGAUGCAGCCGAUGAAAUGAAGGAAGCAUUCAUCAAUUUAGUGAAAAAUGGACAAUUAGAAAUUGUUGGAGGUGGCUGGGUGAUGAACGAUGAGGCAAAUUCUCACUACUUUGCUAUAAUUGAACAGAUGACAGAAGGAAACUCAUGGUUGAAUGAAACCGUUGGGUUUGUUCCCAAAAAUUCCUGGGCCAUAGAUCCAUUUGGUUACUCAUCUACCAUGGCAUAUAUUCUACGACGUAUGGGUUUUGACAACAUGCUUAUCCAAAGGACCCAUUAUGAGCUGAAGAAGGAACUUGCAUGGCAUAAAAAUUUAGAAUAUACAUGGCGUCAAAGCUGGGAUGCUGAGGAAAGUACUGAUAUAUUUGUCCAUAUGAUGCCCUUUUAUUCAUAUGAUAUACCCCAUACAUGUGGUCCAGAGCCUGCUAUAUGCUGUCAGUUUGACUUUGCACGCACAAGGGGUUCUAUCUAUGAACUAUGUCCAUGGGGACAGUACCCUGUAGAGGUCACCCGGGAAAAUGUUCAGGAGAGGGCACUUAAAUUACUGGACCAAUACAGGAAGAAAUCUACUUUAUACCGAACAAAUACUCUUCUUGUUCCUCUUGGAGAUGAUUUUCGCUAUGUUAGCACUGACGAAGCUGAAGCCCAAUUUAGAAAUUAC
Neltuma alba is the source of this 1197-nucleotide messenger RNA. RefSeq names its product alpha-mannosidase 2-like. The record is from RefSeq and is a predicted model, not a curated record. Gene Ontology annotation, biological process: mannose metabolic process; N-glycan processing; protein deglycosylation. NCBI's taxonomy places the organism in Eukaryota, Viridiplantae, Streptophyta, Magnoliopsida, Fabales, Fabaceae. The transcript has 5 exons. Gene Ontology annotation, molecular function: alpha-mannosidase activity. Gene Ontology annotation, cellular component: Golgi membrane. The annotation marks the transcript as partial.